This is a messenger RNA of Gloeophyllum trabeum ATCC 11539, 743 nucleotides long. RefSeq lists its product as uncharacterized. Bases 111 to 620 code for a protein of 169 amino acids. The record is from RefSeq and is a predicted model, not a curated record. NCBI's taxonomy places the organism in Eukaryota, Fungi, Basidiomycota, Agaricomycetes, Gloeophyllales, Gloeophyllaceae. The transcript is spliced from 2 exons.
UUCCACAAAUCUAGUCUAUUUUAUUGAGGUGGCGCGCGACAGGCUCGGUGUACGUGACCGACGCGGAUAAGAAGGAGCCGGACGCGAUAAAGGAGACGGUCCAGAUUCUCAUGGGCUGCGCCGACACGAGCAAGGGCAAGGUCAACGGCCUCACCACCCUCGCCGACGGCACCGGUGUGUGCAUCGGCGGCAACGACGGCCAAAACUCCCCGCCAGUUGCUUCGACGAUGCAGACUUCCAGCCUCCUAGGCGCCGCUCCGUCGAGCCGAUAUUCUCAAACAGCACCCUCGAGAAGCGUCAGUUCGCCGACAUCGCUGGCAGCGUCGCCGAGCUGCUCGACGCGAUCCUCGGCCAGGGCGGGAGCGACAACACGAAGCGCGCGAACGGCGUGCGUAACGUCGUCGACGGCAUGGCGAAAAAAUACGGGCCCAUCAACGUCGUCGCGUGCCACACGGACCACGAGGCGAAGUUCGACGGCGUGCAGGGCACCGGACUGGGUGCACCAGCACUUCGAGAUCGAGAUCGAGGUCGGUGGGACCAUCGGGUACGAACUGUACCUCGGCAACACUGUCACCUUCAGGCGUAAUGGUGACGGUGGCGACAUCAACUGGGGCUGGUGAGUGCCCGCAGCAGCCUUUCGCUGCGAUCGCGAUCGAUUGACAGUCCGCGUUUCGUAGGAAUGCCGCGCUGGCAAAGCCUGCUGAGCAGGACGGCUCUUUCCUGACUUUCGCAAACCGGAAGUG